Molecule: messenger RNA, 2874 nt
Organism: Daldinia childiae
Lineage: Eukaryota; Fungi; Ascomycota; Sordariomycetes; Xylariales; Hypoxylaceae
Product: DnaJ-related protein rsp1
Exons: 3
Coding region: 1-2874 (957 amino acids)
Cellular component (GO): cytoplasm
Source: RefSeq, a predicted model, not a curated record
AUGCCGAAGUGGGACAAAACCCGCGAUUAUUACGCGGACUUAGAACUGUCCGCGAGUGCUUCUACCGAAGAGGUCAAAAAGCAAUUCAAGAAACUGGCGCUCAAAUACCACCCAGAUCGCAACCCAGGAAGAGAAGCUGAAGUGAAUCCGAAGUUCCAAACUAUCCAGUCUGCCCACGAAAUACUAAGCGAUGAGACCUUGAGAAGGCAAUAUGACGAUGCUCGCAGGACGUAUUCCAUACGCAACCCUAGAGGAUCUGGUGUUCGGGGUAAUCCAUGGCAAGAUAUUGCCAAGCAGUAUCCGCCACCACCGACGAGACAUACGACGCAGAGGUCUCCUACUAGAGCUCAUUCGGGAGCCCAGCGUUAUACGAGCUUCACUACGAAUAUGCCUCGAGCGGCUAAAGCUACCCCUCGAGAUGACCCCCAAUCUCGCAAGAGUUAUGCUGAUGCCUGGGAAAAUAUGAGGCCAAACGCCUCCCGAAGAGCGCCUCCCCAAACUCCUGGUCGAGCCCCAACAUCAGCAGCACGUAAUACAAAACCGGCUGACCCGGAACCCGUCCCGCCUAGAACUGCAUAUCAACAACAGAAGGCCCAGGCAUCGUUUGGCAGUAGGCGGACAGGCUUUAUACCGCGCUCCCCUGGACAAGCAGACGAGCCUCCCGUCACGAACAAGAAUUACUUUACAACUCGUACACAUCCAACCAUGUUCACCGAAGUGCCAUUCGAUACGACACCAGCUGAUUCUCGCACGUCCACUACGGCAGACCCACUUGCUCAAUUUAGGGAGAAAGUAUGGGACGAGCGGCAGAGCAUGCCUUACCAUUCUCCUGGCGGGGAGAAGACAAGUUUAUUUGACGACGUGCCAGGAAUAGGACGAACUACGAGCACGCGAUCACCUCGAAAAGCAGAGAUGCCUGGAGCGUUCCCCCAAUCUCGUACUCGAAGUUCUAGCACGCCGCGAAGUUCUAGUAACGACGGGGGAUCUGAGGAUUCAAGAAAGGUUGGCAAGGGCACUAAGCCAUCAACUAAUCAACAGGUUCCUAGUGGUAAUAGUACCUUCCAGUCGCGAUUCAACGAUAGAUAUAAGCAAUCGGCCGAGGCUAACGGUGUCUAUCCACCGCCCCGACCAGGAACUGCCGAAACCCCACCGACAACCAAUGCUAGUAAAUCAGGUCCUAGCUCUACCCAGACUACCAACGGUCCUUCAGUGUAUGCACCACUAUUUCCCAGUCCUUCCAGCUCAUCCAAUCCCCAGCACCACUAUACCAGACAGACAAACGACCACAUAAGUGGUCAUUUGUUUGAUCCUAUUAAUGCGAGCCGUUAUUAUCCUGCCCCCCAGGUUCACAACCCUUCGAGUGGAGGGAUUAAACUUAAGCAGAAUCCCUACCUACUCCCUGUCGAGGAGAAGCAGAGAAUCGCUGUUGACAGUCUCAUCAAUAAUCGAUCGAAUUAUAGCCGAAAAUCUGGUACCUUUUCAUCCGAAGUCAAUGAUGAAGUUGAAGAUUACAUAUCUCCUACCAAGAGGACCAGACUCAAUACUGACCAAAAAUACUCUUCUAGCUUCACUUUCCCGACCGGAAGCGACAUACACAGCCAGGGUGCUGGACUCACCAGAAAUAGCGCCGACAGCAUUAAUACUAGGUUUGUUGAUGAUGAGCUGCCCGAGGAUUGGAAGUUCAGUGCCGGUACAGCCUCGGCAAGUGAUCCCCAAACACCAACUAGGGUACCAACCCAUUCGCGCAGCCGUGGAGGUCGACGACAAGUGCCCAGAUCCAGACAUACAGAGACGGAUAGCGUUCCAUCGACGCAAAAUGGUGGUGUAGCAAAUGGAGUAGGACUUGGGUUUUCACCUUGGGACUGGAGUGAUAAGAUAGAAACCCGACAUUUCGAGCCACAGCCACCACGUAGUACCUCUAGCUCUCCAUCUCGCCGCGCGAAUCUGAAGAAAUCCAAACCUGUUAAAAUGACGGCAGGAACGGCCGGACUAGUAGACGAGGAGGAGAGUGAGGGAUGGCAAGAAGUUCACCAAUCUUCUGGAUCUGCGCCGGCUAACGUGGAUACUGCAACCGCUAUGGAUAUUGACUCACCCCCGUCGGAGAAGUCCAACGACACGCCUAAGGUGUCCCAGAUGAAUGGUGCACGCAAAAUACCCGUUGAGCCUCACAGAGAAGAAUGGAGGGCAGGUAACGUCAACGAUAUGCGUGCCAAGUCUACAAGUCCGACGCGAGACGACAAUUCUGCAAAGGGAAAUUUCGCCCAAACCUCUGCUCCUGAGGCAGCUUCCAUUCCUGCAGCGCACCCCUUUGUCGCCCAGCAUGGUGGAUCAGAAGAUACCGAUGAGUUCUGUACUACAUUCUCAGACUUCAAGAAAGUAGAACCAUUUGUCGAUCCAGCUCCUAGGGGUCUUGGGGAUUUCGGGGAUCUGAAGACUACAUUGCCCUUUCAGAGUAAGCCUUCGGAGCACAUCCCCCUUGACAAGGACCAUCCGCCCAAGCCUACAACACUCGAGUUCCCAGCUCCGCCAGUUGCUCCACGGCUUCCCCAGGCUGUACUUACAGCGGGGAUCCGUCCGAAUCAAGUACAAUUCAGUAAAUAUGCACAAGACUUCUAUCAGUAUAUGGAUAAGUGGGAAAGCUUUAAUGCUAGAAUCAUGGCUCAUUUCACUACUCGCCAGGAAAAUUUCAAGAUCCGUCGUCAACAGCGAGGGGUAGCGUGGCUUGAUACAUCUUUGGGGGGUAGCGAUGCUGCACGCGACUACCUGGCAGAGCUUGAGCAAGAUCAGGUGGUUCGUCAACAGUGGCUCAGCGCCCAUGCAGAUCAUCAGGCCAAAAUCCGCGAAUUCAUGAUGUUCAGAGAUCAGGUAAAAUAG